Molecule: messenger RNA, 1960 nt
Organism: Monopterus albus (swamp eel)
Lineage: Eukaryota; Metazoa; Chordata; Actinopteri; Synbranchiformes; Synbranchidae
Gene: cyp4f3
Product: cytochrome P450, family 4, subfamily F, polypeptide 3
Exons: 13
Coding region: 10-1629 (539 amino acids)
Molecular function (GO): heme binding; monooxygenase activity; iron ion binding
Source: RefSeq, a predicted model, not a curated record
CACUCCAGGAUGUCUCUCCUCUGGGGUGUCCUCUCUCAGGUGCUCAGCUGGGCCAACCUCUGUCAGCUCCUGCAGAUGGUUGGUGCAGGACUGGUUGCAGUGGCUGUAGUUUGGAUGGUGAGGUUGCUGCUGCGUCACACCUGGUACACAUACAAGCUGUCCUGCUUCAGCAAGCCACAUGCAGACUCUUGGCUGAUAGGCCACCUGGGCCAGAUGCAGAGCACAGAAGAAGGGCUCCUGCAGGUGGAUAACCUGGUGCAGACACACAAACACUCCUGCAGCUGGUUCCUCGGCCCUUUCUAUCACCUGGUCAGAGUCUUCCACCCCGACUUUGUCAAACCUCUGCUAAUGGCACCUGCCAGUAUAACAGUGAAAGAUGAUCUUAUCUAUGCACAUCUGCGUCCAUGGCUUGGACAAAGUCUGUUGAUAAGCAAUGGGGAGGAGUGGUCUCGCAGGAGGCGGCUGCUGAAUCCGGCUUUUCAUUUUGAUGUUCUGAAGAACUACGUUACCAUGUUUAACACGUCAGCUAACAUCAUGCAUGACAAAUGGCGCCACCUGGUGGCAGAAGGCUUGACUACUAUAGAGAUGUUUGACCACGUCUCUCUGAUGACCCUGGACAGUUUACUGAAAUGUGCCUUUAGCUACAACAGCAACUGUCAGGAGUCUACCAGUGACUAUGUGUCAGCCAUUGUGGAGCUCAGUGACUUGGUAAUAGACCGACGGCACAACAUUUUACACCACUGGGACUGGAUCUACUGGAAAACACAGCAGGGAAGACGAUUCAAAAAGGCCUUAAGUAUUGUACACAGGUUCACAAGGGAAGUGAUUCAGAAACACCGUGCUGUCAUUAGCCAGCAGAUGAAGACAGAAACACAGUCUGAUUUCACCACAACACCACAGAAGAAGAAAGAUUUUGCAGACAUCAUACUGCUUUCAAAGGAUGAGGAUGGUAAAGGACUAACAGAUGAGGAGAUACUAGCUGAGGCCAACACCUUCAUGUUUGCAGGGCAUGACACAACAGCCAGUGCGAUUUGCUGGAUACUGUAUAAUUUAGCAUGCCACGCCCACUAUCAGGAAAAAUGCAGGGAGGAAGUGGUGGAUCUGAUGCAAGGACGAGAUGAACACAAAAUAGAGUGGGAGGAUCUGUGCAAUCUUCCCUUCACCACCAUGUGCAUCAGAGAAAGCCUUAGACUCCACUCUCCUGUACAGGCUGUAACAAGGAAAUACACCCAGGAUGUGGCACUGCCAGGGGGCCGCACAGUACCACAAGGUGCUAUCUGUCUGGUCAGCCUUUAUGGAACUCACCACAACCCUGCUGUUUGGACAAACCCACAUGAGUUCAAUCCUAUGCGUUUUGACCCGACUAACAAAGAGGCCCGGGCUUCUCAUGCCUUCAUCCCCUUUUCCUCAGGCCCCAGGAACUGCAUCGGUCAGAAGUUCGCCCUGGCAGAGCUGCGAGUCGUUGUGGCAUUGACCCUGCUCAGGUUUCGUUUGACCCCUGGGGUGAACCCCGGGACAUGCCAGGGAGGUGUUCGCCGUCUCCCUCUCCUUGUGCUACGAGCUGAGGGAGGCCUGUGGCUGCAGCUGGAGACUCUGAACACAACCAGCCUGGAGGAUCCGCAGGAUUAAUGAUCCAACAUGAUGACUUAUUCACUUGUUUUAUUAUAAAAUUACAAAAACGCAGAAGCUCUGGCUGCACAUGUGGCAGUUUACUAUUCUUGUCAAUAGAUGUAUGUUUACUAUAUUGAUUCUGAAUGCAUUUGUGUUGCUGGGUUACAUGGUUCUUUUAUUAUCAUUAUCACUGCAUUACUGAAUUAUUAAGUUUGGUUUAAAUAAAGGCUGAGUUUUCAAAAAAGUAUCCUCAUCCUUAAACUUAUCUUCAUGGUAAAAGCGGGUUUUUAAGAUAAAGUAAGGCUGAAAAAACUGUUACUUGUAGGACCUGGUACACAGAGUCUGAAUG